Molecule: messenger RNA, 4687 nt
Organism: Atta colombica
Lineage: Eukaryota; Metazoa; Arthropoda; Insecta; Hymenoptera; Formicidae
Gene: Raf
Product: serine/threonine-protein kinase A-Raf-like
Exons: 2
Coding region: 1284-3797 (837 amino acids)
Biological process (GO): protein phosphorylation; signal transduction
Molecular function (GO): protein kinase activity; ATP binding
Source: RefSeq, a predicted model, not a curated record
CUGUCCCUGGUUCUUGAACGUUCUCCAAUUGUCAGCCCUGGUAUACGUGACGGGGCGGGAGGCCUUACGUAGGUUGCCCAGCCAAUAAGAGAUCGACUUUCCGUUGUCACGGUGAUAGUGCCGUAAGCUUCUGACGUCAAAGCGUACUUAUAGUGACGUCAGAGAACGCGCUACGUGAACGGGCAAGUGUGUUUACAGAAAAAUUGAACUUGAACCUGCUCAUGAACUUGAAUUUGUAGUGCAAUUUAGUGCUGAGAUUGUUGCUGAUCGAAUGAAUGAUCGAAUAAUCGGCACUGGCAACGUAAUACUUUCUUGUCUCUUUCAAGUGUGGCCGAUAUUCGAAAGUCAUGAAACGAUGUGACGACGUAACGAGGUCUAAAUUUAAAUGCUUCAUCGAGCGGAUACGCGUCAAGAUUCGCAGCGAAGCGUUAUACCUGCGAAGGAACAAUAGUCGAGGUUGUGCCGAGAACUAAUCGUAGAAUAUGUGAAUUUUUAAGCGUUUUGCUAGGCACAGUCCGGAAUUACUUAAACUUUGCAGUACGAAUGGAGCCAUGUAUUAUCCGAUCGAUCGGGAUGGUUAAUAUUCGCAAUCGGAAAUUUUCACGAUUCUGGCAAUUUUCGAGUGAUUACUUUGUUUUCGCUAAUUCUCGGUGUGUUAAUCGCAAUAUUUUCAACAACGGUGGUGAAAAGGGACGAAAAGGAGAGGGUGGAAAGAAAGGGCAAUGGGAAGAGGGAGAAGUAUGGGCACGUGAAGAGGUCAAGGUGACAGGAGGGGGAAUCAUUGCGAAGGUCACGAACAGCACCGGCGCACCACUGACCUUUAAAAGCUGCGUAUCGUUUGUUCCUGCUACAGUUCGGUUUUGGAGCUUUUAGAAAUCAGACUGAGCUUAUACAUCACACGCGCGCGAUUCACUCAACGCAUGACUGUCAAGAAUAAAAGAUUACAUCGCUGACAAAUUUUCAGCGAAAAAUAAGAGGAAGCAUUGAUACGACACGUAUUCAAGGUACAACAAGAAAUAUAACGAAGAAGAGUGACGUAUGCGUGAGAAGACAACUGUAUAGCGAAGAGCAAGUACGAGCAAACAAUAACAAAAGAAAAAAAGGAAAUUAAAAAAUUAGUAUAUAGAGGAACAGUGAGCAAAAUAGAGCGAUUUAGAGCUCUCUUGAGAGGAGUGUGUAGGUGUUUCCAAGAUAAUGACAAUGAAGAUAAACAACCCUUUUCAAAUGAAAAAAUACAACGGAAAGUUACGAUUUGCGAACCUCCUAGGAAGUUUCGACGGCGUAUGUCAAGAAAGACUUGGUAUGCUAAGCAGCUUAAGAUGGCUUAUAAGAGGAGAAUGCAGAUGAUUGAGUCUGAUGAACUCUAUAACAGUUUAGAAAUUGAAGAACCGACAGUACCAUUGACAGCAGCAAAUAUGAUGAUAGAUCCUGAUAAGUUUGACAAUCUAGAGAUAGCAAUCCCGUCAACAUCAACAACAAACUAUCCACUAUCACGAUCCACGAUGUUACACAGAGAGCUUCAGGAUGCUAUCCAAAAUGAAGAUAGAAUGAAUGAGUACAAUGGAUAUGAUGACAGUCAACAGAUUGUAGAAUCAGUUCCAUCAACAUCAACUGCAAUCCAUUCGGAUUCGUAUCAAUCCCUCAUUCAAGAAAAAAAGUCAUUGAAAUUUGAAAUAGAUAACAUAGGAAAAGUUAUGACAUGUUGUAAAACUGCUGUUAAUCGCUGGCUAUCUGUUUUAGAUGAAGAAUUUCCUGAGAAAGAGUAUUUACAAGAAUAUGAGGAAGGAGCUGAUAAACUACAUGAAUUACAAUGUAUAGAAAUAGAACUUGAAAAUAAACAGGAAAAAAUAGAAGAAUUGGAGAAAUUAAGAAAAAAAGCUGAAGAAGCUAAGAAGAAGAAAAAGAUAUCUAUAUUAAUGAUACACCUCCCAAAUAGUCAAUAUACCACUAUAGAGGUAAAGGAAGGACUUACUUUAAGGAAUGCAGUAUCAAAAGCUAUGGAACGUCGGCAAUUGAUUUUGGAUGACUGUGCAGCUUAUAUUAAGCAACGUAUGACAUAUUUUAUUUCUUGGGAUACAGACAUAUCAACUUUGCCAUGUAAGGAAGUGUUUGUGGAGUAUCUGGAAACAUUUCCUGUUCCAGUUUUUUGGACUCAUAAUUUUGCGGGUACCAAAGUUUUGUUAGGUUAUUGUUAUGUUUGUGGAAAGAGUGUUCUUUAUGGAUUUAUCUGCAAAGCAUGUAAUAGAAAAUUUCAUACAAAAUGUGUAAGUUAUGCGUCUUUACUCUGUGAACAUAUACGAAGACGAACAGCUUAUUAUGAAAGAUUAUUGGCUAAUAAUCCAGCUACAGGAAUUAUUCAAAUUCCACCAGUACCUGUACCGAGUAUUAGUUCAAGGAGACGAAUUAAAAAACCUGCUCAGGACACUGAACCAACCACAAUUGAUAAGACCACUCAAGUCACUACAAGAACAAAAUUUUUGCGAUAUCCUAGAAGAAACAAAAGACAUCAAAAAUCAAAGGACCAAGAUGAUUCAUGUGCUGAUGAUACAGAAUCUGAAGAUAGUAUUUUCAGUCAAGAUUCAAUAAGAGAUUUUAAAAUUGUAGCGGAAGAAAUCACGUAUGAAGACGAUGAUGAAAAGGGAAAGGGAACUUACGGAACUGUGUAUAAAGCUGAUUGGUAUGGACCUGUGGCCGUGAAAAGACUUAAUAUUGAAGUUCCUACAGAACUAGAAAUAGAAAUGUUUAAAAAUGAAGUGAACGUUUUACGUAAAAUUCGGCAUAUGCAUGUGUUAUCAUUUAUGGCUUGUAUUGUUAAACCUUAUUUAGCAAUUAUUACGCAAUGGUGUGAAGGAAACUCUUUAUAUCAUCGUCUGCAUGUCGCAGAGGACGAAUUAGAAAUGAUUACAAUUGUGAUAAUUCUUAAACAAAUUUCAGAGGGCAUGGAUUAUUUACAUGCCCGAAAUAUUCAUCAUCGGGAUUUAAAAAGUAAGAAUAUUUUUUUUCAUAAUGGACUUCACGUGAAGAUUGGUGACUUUGGCCUUGCAGUAAUGAAGAGUCGACAACCGAGAAAUAAUAGAAGAGAUGAAUUGGACGAAAAGGACGAAAGGGAUGAAAGGGACGAAAAUGAUGAAAAUGAUGAAAAGGAUGAAGAGAUUGAAAAGGGUAAAAAGAAUAAAAAGGUAGGCACUGAUGACAAGAUUAAAAAGACUAAAAGGACUACUACAAAAACUAAAAAAGAGUUAGAAGAAGAGCUAGAGAACCAGCUAGCUGGUUCAGUUCGUUGGAUGGCUCCGGAAGUUUUAAGGUUUAAAGAAGACUAUCCAUAUAGUUUUCAAUCUGACGUAUAUGCAUUUGGUAUAGUAAUGUAUGAAUUAUUUGCUCGUGAUUUACCGUAUGGUUAUAAAACCGAUAAACUGUUUAUUUUAUAUAAUGUAGGACGUGGCGGUUUAAAACCCGACGAGAAAAAAAUACGUUCUGAUACACCUAAAAAACUCGUAAAACUUUACAAUCAAUGCAUUGAGUUUGAGAAAGAGAAGCGACCAUUGUUUCCCUAUAUUUUAAGGCAAGUGUACCAUGUUUUCAAGGCUACACCGAAAAUAAGAAGAACGACUUCUUUACCAUUAAAGACUGACGUGUUAGCAGAUACCUAUAUUGAACGAGCUGACGAUGUUCAAGACUUUCUCACAUCUGACGCUGAUGAUUAUGAUGACGAAAAAGCUGAUAUCGACGCUAACAUUAAUGCAAAUGUAAGCGUUAGCAAUAGUGCUAGUGUUGUAGAUGUUUUUGCUGACUUUUAAAAUUGAUAACAGAUAGUGAACUAGCUAAAAUUGGAACAAGAAUAGCUUCCUUAAAUAACGUAUUUACAACGAGGAGAAUAAAGAUAUAGAGUUCAGCAAUGAGUAGUAACUGCACAUGCAUCAAGCUUUUCUCUUUGUAAAUCUCGUUCUCUCCAGCGAUUGGUCACGUAGUCGGCCGCCAAGGGAAAGUGAGAUGUUCAUCGCAGGCGCAGUUUGAACUCUGUAUCAGAAAAGGACAGCAUUUUUGCUCCAAUUGUCACAAAUCCUGCUGCGCUUUUUCCUUCAGCGAUUGGCCAAGCAGUUGGUAGAAGAAAGGGAGAAGUCUAGUGCAGUUCAAUCUCACUAUCUCAGAGUUAGAAAGAGAAGGUAAGCCUAUCAUAGAUUUCUUUCUCUUUCUAAAGUAAGUAAAGCACAUGUGAUCGAAUGCGCAGUUUGUUCUUAUUACAGGUCUAGCAACGUAUAAGUUUGUUAUUCUAUUUUUUUUUUAGAAGUUUAAAGAAAAAAAUCUUUGUAAAAAAUGAUAUAUUGUAUAUAUAUGUGUAUAUGUGAUGUAGCGUAUAUUGAUUUUGUAUAAGCUUUACGAAUAGGGAUCUGGACCGAACUGCAUCUUAAACCAAUUAAUAAGAUCCAAUCAACAUAAUAAGAAAUAAAUACGUAUGAUAAGUGUUAUAACUCUUAUUACACAGGAUGCGGAAACGCUUGACGUGCGGCAGGAUCGAAAUGAUUUUUUACAUCUUCUUUUAUCUCAAUUAUAUGCUCAUUUUGAUUCUUCUUUUAUAUUUUAAGGUGCUGUAAUAUGUAUUCAUUGUCAAGCAGAACAGUUUGAUCUGAAUAUGAUAGUACAACGAUUAGUUUUUAGCUGUUACUCUGUUCUGCUUUUCAAAUAUAAU